Chinchilla lanigera (long-tailed chinchilla) is the source of this 1672-nucleotide messenger RNA. It is a transcript of the gene Cops3, whose product is annotated as COP9 signalosome subunit 3. Gene Ontology annotation, cellular component: COP9 signalosome. The record is from RefSeq and is a predicted model, not a curated record. The transcript has 12 exons. Lineage: Eukaryota; Metazoa; Chordata; Mammalia; Rodentia; Chinchillidae. Gene Ontology annotation, biological process: ubiquitin-dependent protein catabolic process. The coding region runs from base 133 to 1404 and encodes 423 amino acids.
GGGCCUGAACAGGCGGAAGUGACGCCAGCCACAUUCGGGCCCCUGUGCUGUGUCGCCGCGGCUCCUCCUCCCAGAGCGGCUGGCUUUUCCCGCGCGAGCCGCCUCUGCCGCUCGGGCCGCCCGCGGGGAAACAUGGCGUCUGCCUUGGAGCAGUUCGUGAACAGCGUCCGACAACUCUCGGCCCAAGGGCAAAUGACUCAGCUUUGUGAACUGAUCAACAAGAGUGGGGAGCUCCUUGCGAAGAAUUUAUCCCAUCUAGACACUGUGCUUGGGGCGCUGGAUGUACAAGAACACUCCUUGGGCGUCCUUGCGGUUUUGUUUGUGAAGUUUUCUAUGCCCAGUGUUCCUGACUUCGAAACAUUAUUCUCACAGGUUCAGCUUUUCAUCAGUACUUGUAAUGGGGAGCACAUCCGAUAUGCAACAGACACUUUUGCUGGACUUUGCCAUCAGCUAACAAACGCUCUUGUGGAAAGAAAGCAGCCCCUGCGAGGAAUUGGUAUCCUUAAGCAAGCCAUAGACAAGAUGCAGAUGAAUACAAACCAGCUGACCUCCAUACACGCUGAUCUCUGCCAGCUUUGUUUGCUGGCAAAAUGCUUUAAGCCUGCCCUUCCAUACCUUGAUGUGGACAUGAUGGAUAUCUGUAAAGAGAAUGGAGCCUAUGAUGCAAAACACUUUUUAUGUUACUAUUAUUAUGGAGGAAUGAUCUAUACUGGGCUGAAGAACUUUGAAAGAGCACUCUACUUUUAUGAACAGGCUAUAACUACUCCUGCUAUGGCGGUCAGUCAUAUCAUGUUGGAAUCAUAUAAAAAGUAUAUUCUAGUGUCUUUGAUAUUACUUGGGAAAGUACAACAGCUACCAAAAUAUACAUCUCAAAUUGUGGGUAGAUUUAUUAAGCCUCUCAGCAAUGCAUACCAUGAGCUAGCACAAGUUUACUCAACCAAUAACCCCUCAGAACUCCGGAACCUGGUCAACAAGCACAGUGAAACUUUCACACGCGAUAACAACAUGGGCCUGGUGAAGCAGUGCUUGUCUUCCCUCUAUAAGAAGAACAUUCAGAGGCUAACGAAGACAUUUUUAACGCUAUCAUUACAAGAUAUGGCAAGUCGUGUGCAGUUAUCUGGGCCUCAGGAGGCAGAAAAGUAUGUUCUACACAUGAUAGAAGAUGGUGAAAUUUUUGCAAGUAUUAACCAGAAGGACGGUAUGGUCAGUUUCCAUGAUAACCCUGAAAAAUACAAUAACCCAGCCAUGCUCCAUAACAUCGAUCAGGAGAUGCUGAAGUGCAUAGAGCUGGACGAGCGGCUGAAGGCCAUGGACCAGGAGAUCACAGUCAAUCCCCAGUUUGUGCAGAAGAGUAUGGGCUCACAAGAAGAUGAUUCAGGAAACAAACCCUCCAGCUAUUCUUGAAACUCACACCUACCCUGAGUGCAGCAGGAGAAGCGGUCACUUUGGUCGGCGGCCAGCGCGUGAGAGGAGGGCGGCAGGGAGCAGCGGCCUGUUCCACCUGGACGCUGAGAAACGCAAUUCUGUCCUGACAUCUUCAGUCCUAUGUGCUUUCAGAAAACCUCUCUGCAAAGAAAGGAAAAGAUUACAAACUUUAGGGUCUGUUGUGGAUUUAUUUAUCCUCAGAUUAUUGUUAUUGCAUUAAAUUUACCUUUUCGUUUUAGUCCUUGAA